Messenger RNA from Harmonia axyridis, 1605 nucleotides. RefSeq names its product origin recognition complex subunit 5 (gene Orc5). Gene Ontology annotation, cellular component: nucleus; nuclear origin of replication recognition complex. Gene Ontology annotation, biological process: DNA replication initiation; DNA replication. The record is from RefSeq and is a predicted model, not a curated record. Bases 130 to 1536 code for a protein of 468 amino acids. Gene Ontology annotation, molecular function: DNA replication origin binding. Lineage: Eukaryota; Metazoa; Arthropoda; Insecta; Coleoptera; Coccinellidae. The transcript has 2 exons.
AUCCAGUUGUAAACAUAACCUAUACAAUAAGUGUUGUUUUUUGAUUGAAUUUAUUGAAGAUCUUCAAUAUUUUCUUAUGAAAGGUCCAUCCUUUUCAUAUUCAUAGUGUGAAUAUCUCUAACAACGAUUAUGGCAGAAGAUACAGAAGAAUACACAACUUCCUCCGAAGAAGGUUCAGAACUCGACGUAAUAGAUCAAUCGUUCCCCGAAAGGAAAAGACAGAUAAGAGAACUUUAUAAUCUUAUAGGCGAGCCCGAGGAACGAUCUGGAUCAUCAAUUUUCAUCCACGGCGGUCCCAGUACCGGAAAGUCCUCGAUAACAAAGACCAUGCUGCGAAAACUGAAUAUCAAGCACGCAUACGUGAACCUGACCGAAUGCUACACUUCGAAAAUCCUAUUCGAAUUCAUCUUGAACAAGUUGGCGGAUCACAAGAUCGAUCCAUCCGUCGGACAGCCUUACGCCAAGUGCGACAACAUGAUGGAUUUCCUGCUCCACCUCCAGCAUAUUCACGAGGAGCUCGACUUGGCCGGGACUUUCAUAGUUUUAGAUAACGCCGAGAAGUUCAGAACGAUGGAAUUCAACUUGCUGCCCGUAUUCCUCAGGUUCAGAGAAGUAUCCGAGCUGUCGAUUUCGGUGAUUUUCAUCACGGAAUUGCCGUUCGAGAAGUUCCACGGCAGGCAAGGCUUGGCGGAACCUUUGCGGAUAUACUUUCCGCAGUAUAACAAAGACGAACUGUUGAAUAUAUUAACCGGAGAUUUCCACCACGCCAAGCAGAUGGUCUUAAACAAUUACGACGAGCUGCUGGAUUUCGACGAGGAGUUUUAUCGAAACUACGUGAACGUUUUUCUCUCCGUUUUUUAUAGGGUCUGCAGGGAUCUUUCGGAAUUGCGAUACAUGGCCCGAAUCAACUUUCUGAAGUAUUGCGAGCCGAUAAUGAACAAAGAAACUUCUAUAAACGAUUCGAUGGUGUUGUUUCGGAAGGUUGCUCCAACCUUGAAAAGUUCGUUGGAAGUUUUAUACCUCCGUAUUGCGGACGACAAAACUCCCACGGAAGCGGGGAAACAAUCUGUAGGUUUGGUUUUGUCGAAAGAAAAUGUAGCGAAAACUUUGGAACUGCCGUUUUAUGCCAAGUAUCUGCUGAUAGCUGCUUUCCUGGCUAGUUAUAACCCUAGUAAGGACGAUAAGAGGUUCUUCGUUAAGCUUCAUGGUAAAAAGGUGAAGACUAAAAAGGAUAUCAACGCGAAGAAUAAAGUAUCCGAGCAGCUAAAUACUCAGCUAGGACCGAAGCCGUUUUCUCUAGAUAGACUGUUAGCUAUUUUCUACGCGAUACUGGAUGAGAAUAUUGGUUUCAAUAAUAACUUAUUGGUGCAGUUGUCGAGUUUAGUGGAACUACAAUUACUAACUUCCCUUUCCGAUAGUUAUGUCUUGGAUGGACAUAAAUACAAGUGUAAUGUGAAUUUUGACUUUAUACAAACCAUUUCGAAGAUGGUUGGUUUCAGUAUAAGGAAGUAUCUUUCGGACUUCAGCCACAUGUGAACAUAAAAUUUUGUGGUUUUUUUUCUGUCAUUGAAUCUUAUCUGAAAUUAUAUUUAAUAGAAUUUAUAA